GCGGCUGUUUUGCCACGUACACCUAACAAUAACACGUCAGUGUAAGGAGCUGGUUGGGCUGAUGGAGCAGAAGCUAGCAGAGUUCAGAGCCAGGCGACAGGCUGAAAGUACUCGGAAAAGGGACAAGAGUGCUGGUCCACAGGGCAGUGCACAGACAAUAGCGGACACAGCUGCUCAGGCAGAAACAACACCAGCAGCUGACAGUCAAGAGACAGAAGACUUAAGAGCUUUAAAUCAGAGCUCUCUAAGGAAGGACAGUAGUGAUUGGCUGCUGGACAACGCUCUGGGAAGAUGGCUGGCUUCGAGACAACUUGUCUUCUCAAAUCUUACUUUGCUUAAAGUGCUGCUGUGGCUGGUGCUGCUCGGUUUGUUUGCCGAACUGGAGUUUGGCCUGCCUUUCUUUGUCAUCUCCCUCUUCUACUGGCUCUACGAGGGACUCCGUAGCCCAGCUGACCGCGAGCCCGGAGAACUGAGCGCUUAUUCUGUUUUUAAUCCAGACUGUCAGCCUCUGCUGGGCUCUCUCACUGCAGAGCAGCUGGAGGGAGAGAUGGGUUAUAGACCUCUGGCCAACAGAUGAAGCACAUGGGAUUUGCACAUUUGUAUAAAAUAUUCAGAUGUUUUGGUCUAUCAAAAUGUUAAAAAAUACAGGGACUACACAGUAGUAAUUUCAUUUUAUCAUUACUGUAUAACUCAUUAAAUUAAGAUUGGUCUACUUACA
This is a messenger RNA of Etheostoma cragini (Arkansas darter), 718 nucleotides long. It is a transcript of the gene saysd1, whose product is annotated as SAYSVFN motif domain containing 1. NCBI's taxonomy places the organism in Eukaryota, Metazoa, Chordata, Actinopteri, Perciformes, Percidae. The record is from RefSeq and is a predicted model, not a curated record. The coding region runs from base 62 to 577 and encodes 171 amino acids. The transcript has 2 exons.